AUGGGGGCAGAGGCUAAAGCGGCUUGGGCCAGAGGGUUGAGACAGGAAUAUAAGGUGGACUUUGUGGCGAUUCAAGAAACGCAGAUUGAUGAGGUUAGUUCUUCUCUAUCUUCCAAAUAUUGGGGUAUUUCUGAAUUCCAGUCGGAGUCAGUUGGGGAUGCUGGGAGAUCAGGGGGGCUGUUAUGCAUAUGGGACCCACAGGUUUUUCGGAUGCAGGAGGUUUCUAAACACCGCCACUUCCUUUUGGUUAAGGGGGUUAUGAAAGGAAACAAUCAAGCCCUUAAUGUUAUGAAUGUCUAUGCUCCUCACAGCAACUCGGAGAAAAAAAUGUUAUGGAAUUAUAUUCGCGAGAUCAUAAGUGCAGGUGCUGGGCAAUGGGUUUUAUUGGGAGAUUUCAAUGCAGUCAGAGGUCCGGAAGACAGAUUGAACACAGGUUUUAACAGGGUGUGUGCUCAUGAUUUUAAUGAGUUUAUUGACUAUAUCGACUUUGUGGAGUAUAAUAUGAGAGGUCGAAAAUUUACUUUCCUCGCCCCGAACUCAAACAAACUUAGCAAAAUUGAUAGGGUGCUGGUGGGUUUCGAAGAGAUGUUGGAAAAUGCAGUUGCCUCUUACGCCAAUGUGGGAGUGAAUCCUGAUGUGGUCUUGACCAAUAAAUUUAAACAUUUAAGAAACUGCAUUAGAACGUGGAGAAGCAAUCAGGAAAGUAUAGAGAAGGAAGAUUAUGUGAGAGACAAAGUGGAGCUAGAAAAAUUGGAUCAAAUUGUAGAAAACAGGGACCUGGAGGAGGAGGAAGUUUGGAUAAAAGAGGAAUGUUUAAGUAAUAUUCGGGUUCGCGAGUAUCUUAUUGCCUUGGACUUAAAGCAAAAAUCGCGGUGUAGAUGGGCGGUUGAGGGGGACGAGAAUUCUGCUUUUUUUUCACAGGCUCGUAAAUAA
Helianthus annuus (common sunflower) is the source of this 933-nucleotide messenger RNA. RefSeq lists its product as uncharacterized. Bases 1 to 933 code for a protein of 310 amino acids. Gene Ontology annotation, molecular function: catalytic activity. The transcript is spliced from 2 exons. The record is from RefSeq and is a predicted model, not a curated record. Lineage: Eukaryota; Viridiplantae; Streptophyta; Magnoliopsida; Asterales; Asteraceae.